Diospyros lotus (date-plum) is the source of this 1428-nucleotide messenger RNA. Its product is annotated as acyltransferase GLAUCE-like. NCBI's taxonomy places the organism in Eukaryota, Viridiplantae, Streptophyta, Magnoliopsida, Ericales, Ebenaceae. Gene Ontology annotation, molecular function: acyltransferase activity, transferring groups other than amino-acyl groups. The record is from RefSeq and is a predicted model, not a curated record. The transcript is spliced from 3 exons. The coding region runs from base 1 to 1428 and encodes 475 amino acids.
AUGGGCUAUAACUACUGGGCCGGUGAGUCCAGACAACUAGCUAGGCCUUUGGUAAUUGGCAUGGAAACCACCGGCAUUUGCUUGACGGACCAAGAUGUAAUAAAGCAAGAACCAGUCAACCUCUUCUCCCCUAGCAAUCCAACGCCAAUGGAAACCAUUUUCCUGUCAAACAUUGAUCAAGCGGUGGUUUUUCCGGUGGAGACAGUCUUCUUCUUCCAAGUCCCGCCGGCAGGGAAUGCUUCCUCGACCGCGGGGAUCUCGGAGGUGGUGACGAAAGCAGUGGCCGAGGAGCUUCUGGUUCCGUACUACUUCAUGGCUGGCAGGCUGGGGUUCGACCGUGGAGGCAAGAGGCUGGAACUUCUGUGCAACAAUGGCGGAGUCCCUUUUGUCAGUGCGGUUUCGGGGCUUUCGCUCAAGGAUCUUGGCGAUCUUUCUCUCCCGAAUUCGUCGUUCCAUUGGCUCGUUCAUCGGCCUGGCCUCUACAAAAGCCUCGCCCAAACUCCAAUCUUCACCAUUCAGGUAACAAGAUUCGAGUGUGGUGGCUUUGCUCUUGGAUUCAUGACAAACCACAGCAUCCUGGAUGGAAAAUCAGCCAGCGAGAUGUUCCACAAGCUUGCUUCCAUUUGCAGAGGGGAAGAAGAAGCCCUGAAACUGAAAACCCUAGCUCUCCACAACGACAGAACACCGCUCCGGGCCAGAAACCCACCACUCAUCAAAUUCCCCCAUGAAGAAUAUAUCCAACCACAGAACCCUUCUUCUCUCCCCACCUCCUUCACCUCCCAAAACCGGACAUCUCCAUCUCCACUCAUCUUCUCAAAGAUGUACGAUCACAGGCUCUUCCACUUCACUCCCUCCGAGCUCACCUCACUGAAACAAAAAGCCGCGGCCAAAUGCUCCACCUUCGAAGCCAUCGUAGCCCACAUCUGGAAAGCAAGAACAAAGGCUGUGUUUCCAAAUCCAGACGACUUUUCGACCGUUCUGUUUGCGGUGGAUAUAAGGUCGAAAACGUCGCCGCCGUUGCCGAGUGGGUUUGUCGGAAACGCUGUGACCACGGCCUUUGCCAGUGCCAAAGUGGGGGAUUUGGCGGAGAAGCCAUUGGCGUUCUGCGUGGAGAAGGUAAAGGAGGCGAGGGACAGGGUUACCGAUGAGUAUGUAAGGUCGGUGGUGGACUGGCUGGAGGUUUACAAGGGGAUUCCGGCGACUUGUAAUGGGAAUUUCUAUGUGUCGGCGUGGUGGAAGCUGGGUUUUGGAGAGCUUGAUUUUGGGUUUGGCAAGGCUGUCCAUGGUGGCCCGGUUGUGAGUGGGAACGAUGAGUUUGUCUUGCUGCUUGGCGAUGGGGGUGGGGAGAAUGGCGGUGGAGUUAAUGUGUGGUUGGGGCUUGAAAGAGAGAAGAUGAAGAAGUUCAUGGUCUAUGUUUAUGAGAUGUAA